This is a messenger RNA of Macrobrachium nipponense, 2565 nucleotides long. Its product is annotated as trichohyalin-like. NCBI's taxonomy places the organism in Eukaryota, Metazoa, Arthropoda, Malacostraca, Decapoda, Palaemonidae. The transcript has a single exon. Bases 351 to 2381 code for a protein of 676 amino acids. The record is from RefSeq and is a predicted model, not a curated record.
UUGAAGCGGUACUUAGGAUUUUUCCUGAAAUUCCUUUCGUUUUAAUGCAAAUAAUUCGGCAGCUUCGUGUCCACACUCCUCAGACGCGGGAUCGAUCGCCCGAUCCUCCCUCAGAAGAAUCCUCAGGCAGCGAAAGGAGCCAACGCGGAGUCCGGAACAAAAGUCUCCUUUUCAAUUCGGACUCCAAAUUCUUGAGCUACGAAAAAGUCUUCAGGAUCCUGAAUACUUAGGCUGCGGACUCAUGGCUCGACUCCAUACGGCUUCCCUUCUCUCCACCUCCAAGAAGAAUGAACUACCAGAUCUAAAAACUAAGCUUAGCUCAACGUCCCGGAUUGGUUACACACAUCAGUAUGUUUAAAAUACGUGAAACCUUGUGUACAUUGUUUGGCCUAGUUGGUGGCUGCGAGCCAGCCCCUAGGAUUACGCAGGAAUUCGUUUCCUUAAAUGAUAUUAUAAUACCAUCGCCUGAAGUCGCCGACGGCGGAUGUCCCGUGACGGACGGUGGAUGGCCGACAGGAGUUGCUAGCACUGCACUCGUCAUUGGCAGGGCAUUGCUGCCUUCUGUUGGACUAUAUAUUUAUAAUAAGUGGUGUAUUCACAGAAAGCGAAACCAACAGGAGGAGGCUGUUGCAGAAACCACCACAAGACUGGAACUGCCGUUGGGAGAGAACGACUUCAAUGCACAGGUAGUUAAAGAGAUGGAGCGGAAAAUUAGAGCUGAAUUUGAAGAAGAUAUCUUGGAAAAGGAUAAAUUGAUAGAAGAACUAGCCAACAAACUUGAAGAAGCUCUCCGUCAAGAGGAGAAGAUGGACAAUUUGUUGGCAAUAGAAGAUUUCUUACUCGACGAACUGAAAUGUCAAGAUGAGAAACAGGAACUCAAGCAGCUGUUGAAAGAGAGAGACGUAAUAAUACAAGAAGCUGAAGAGAGGCAGCAGAACAUGACAGCUGAAUUUGAAGAAAAAUUGCUGGAAAAAGAUACUUUGAUAGAAGAUCUAGCCAACAAACUUGAGGCUGCUCUCCGUCAAGAGGAGAAGAUGGACAAUUUGUUGGCAAAAGAACAGCUCUUAGAAGAAGAACUGGACUGGAAAUAUGAGAAACAAGAGUUGGAACACCAAAUUCAGGCCACUUACCAUCUCAUGACAGAGAUGGAGAAGUUGUUGGAGGAGAAGAGCAAGAGUGAGAAAAGGCUAGAGAGCUGCCUGAGAACUUUAGAAGAGGACCUGCUAAACAGAGAUCGCCAAAUAGAAGAUCUCUUAUACGAAGAACGAACCUGGAAAUAUGAGAAACAAGAACUGGAACAUCAAAUUAAGGUUGCUCUCCAACACGGAAAGGAAAUGGAAAACUGCCUUGAAAUAGCAAAGGCCAGAGCAAGUGAGAUGGACAGAUACUUGGCCUCAUUAGAAGACUAUGAAGCAAAGCUUAGAGAUUGCUUUGCUGUGGAGGUCAAGAAGAGGGAUGAGAAGAUACAAGAAAUUGCCGACAAACUUGAGGCUGCUUUCCAUUAUGGAAAGGAGAUAGAAAGCUUUGCUAAAAAAGAAAAGGCCAGAGCAGAUGAGUUGGACAGAUACGCGAACUCCUUACGAGAAUUUGAAACAAACCUGAGAGACAGCUUUGCAGCUGAGGUCACGAAUAGGGAUAGAAAGAUAGAGGAGAUGGCCAGCAAACUUGAGGCUACUCUUCAUUAUGGAAAGGAGAUGGAAAACUUUGCCAAAAAAGAAAAGGCCAGAGCAGAUGAGUUGGACAGAUACGUGAUCUCCUUACGAGAAUUUGAAACAAAGCUUAGAGAUAGCUUUACAGCUGAGGUCAAGAAUAGGGAUAAGAAGAUAGAAGAGAUGGCCAGCAAACUUGAGGCUACUCUCCAUCAAGGCGAGGAGAUGGAGCAUUUGUUGGAGGAGUGCAAGAUCUUGAAGGUAAAGUGCAAGACUUAUGAAGAAAACAUGAUCCAAGAACAAAAACGAGUCAGAGAAAGACAAAGAUUACAGCAAGAAGCUUUGAUGAAUCAGGACAGAUAUAUGUUAACGACACUUCUACAUGGAAUUGCCAAAAGGAAUUUCCACCUUGAACAAAUUGCACUAAGGCACGACAGUACAAUUGUGGAAACCAUUUGCGAAAGAGACGAGAAGCAAUGGAAAGAGCACUACAGAGCCCAACAUGAGAGGAACGACUACAAGAGGAACUGGGAGGUUUUAAUCCAGAUGCUGGAGGACAUCAUAACUGGAGAUGCAGGACAGCAGAAAGCGAAGAACAGAAAAUCUGAAAUUGCAAUGAGUCAUGAAACCCAAACAGAUGAUCCGUCGAAUGAUGACAUGAAGGAUGAAACUUGUGGUCAAAACCCUGAACACGAGAUGCUUAUGAACAAGCACCUAACAGCCAAGACCUAAAAGAACAACACCUCCACAAACAAGAAAAUCUGGGUAACAAGCAAUCUCUGGCUCUAAAUUAAAAGAAAAAAAAAUGGGAAGAGGCAACCUCUGGCGCGGUGCAAUAACCCGUAAGUUAAUGCCUCCAACCAAAAAAAGGUAAAUAAAUAAAUAAAUAAAAACUUGGGAAGAGGCAACCUCUGGC